GCGCGGCCCGGCCCGGUUCGGUUUCGCUCGGCGCCGCCUCGAUCCCGCUGCCUCCGCUCGGAGCCAUGGACGACGUGACCAGAGGCUUCUUCGGCAAGCUGCGGGACCUGGCCCUCAUGGUGGAGAAGGAGGUGAAGCAGCUGGAGCGGGCCAUGCGCCGGGAGGACUCCGACUAUGAAGAUGAAUCUCCACUAACAGUCUUGCUUGACCUCCAUUGCCAAAUCAAGACUCAGAAGAAAGAUGUUAGUACCAGUCUUGGCAAGAGUUACUCUGAAAAAGAAGCAAUUCAAGAAUUUAUGAAGGCAAGUGAAACCUUGAUGCAAAGAAAUGCAGCACAUCUUGGAAAAAUAAGAGAGCUGUUCCAGAAAUAUGGCUACAAACCACAUGUCAAAGACUCUACAGAAGAGGAGGAUGAAGUUAACGGUGAAUCAGCAGUGUCUGUCCAGAAUAAAUCUGACGAAGAAAAAGCAAAUGAUGUAUCUCACCUCUCUGCUUCUACAGAGAAGCCACCGUUGCCCAAAGACGCCCUGCAUAACCCCGAGCUCUCCGAUUUCGGUCUCUCACAAUAUGCUUUCUCCAGGCCUUGGAGCGCGCUGAGAGCACAGCACACAAGUGCGCGCCAACUAAAGUCAAAGCAUGAGACUCCGCUAAAACUGCGAACACCCCGGGCUUUGCCCAAAACACCCAAGUGUAAGCUAAAGAUGGAUGACUAUGAGUCUGCAACACCAAAACUUGAACACUUUAGCAUGAGUGAACAUACCAUGUGUCUGAAUGAAGAUUACACGAUGUCACUUAUUCAUAAAACUUCUCAUACAAUCAAAAAGUUGUUUAAAAGAGGAGAUGAUACUGGAGGGAAUUUGCCAGAAAUGACAGUCAAGGAAAUCAUGGUUACUCCUGCAUCAAAAUCAAGUAAGAGAGCUGAGAAUGCAGCAGCUGACUGGAUGGCUUCUCCUAUGGUAUUUGUGUUCUGUACUCCGGAUGUGAAGGAUAAAACGAAUAACACAGUAUUAUCAACGUCACCAGAGACAAAGGAACUGCCUCUUCCCAAUCGUACAGCAACACCACAGUGUCCAGAUUUUCAUACAAGAUGGCUAAAAGCAGAAGCUAAGCAGCAGGUAAUGUCAGGGGGGAAGAUUGAGUCAGUGACAAAGAACGAUGCAAAAGAUACACCAUACAAAGAAGAAAAAAUUCCGUUUGCUGCGAGCUCUGAUGAGUAUCUUAAACAUUGUGGUGACCCUUCCCCUCCCAAACUGGAACACUAUGACCAUUUACUCAAUACUCCUCCACCUCCAGAAAUAACAAGGAUACCAGAUAAUGUUCUAAAGAUGCUUUCCCAAUAUAAUAAGGUAUACUCUUCUAAAGCCAAGGAAACAGAGACCAAGGCAGGAACUACACGCUAUGAAGGCAGUUCCACUGAUUACUGCAACAAAGAGAACAGAGGAUAUCAUGGAGUUUUCAAGACAAACAUCUGAAAUCAAACUGAAGACCAUGUUGAAACUUUCACAUUCAUGGAUCUUAUCACCAAACCAGAACAAGUUCAAAAAGCAAAAGGAAAUACUGAUGGGAAGAAAGAGCCAUACCGAGAAAAGGCUUUUUUAAUGGAGAAAAAUUCUUUAUCCAUUAUGUGGAUAAACUUGUUUGAACUAACAGCUUGUGCUUAAUUUUCUAUUGACAUUAUUGUCAAAAUGUAUUGAGGAGUUUUAAACAUAUGGCACUACAAAGAGGAAUGAAGAUCCAUGUACAAGGUGGUACUUCAGUUGUUUGUUGUGUAGGAUUGCAUUUGCAGUAGGCUGUAGAGAGUACACUCAGGUUGUAAUAAAAGGUAAGUCCAGUAUAUUGCUUUAAAAAGAGGAUAUCUCUGGCUGUUCUGGUGACUGUCAUUUUAGGGCUGAGGCUGUCCUCUGGUACGUCAACAGUAUUUGGUAUCUUCAACAGAAACAAGUAAAUUGUUUUGUAUUGGAAGAGUAACUCUUGCUUUAGUGUUUAAAGUACUUCUGUGCUUUUAGUCCUUUCUGCGUUGCUAAGAUGUAUCUGACACAUUCCUGCAUCAGACGGACUGUUACCGCUCUGGCAGACAGGUAUUUCCCAUGCAGCUUCUUUAUUUAUACUUCAACGUUGUAUCAGGUGCUGUGCAUCUGGUUUCUUUGUAGCCCUAGAAGGUGACUCUUGCUCUACUGUGAACAAUUUGAAAAUGGGUGAUUAUUACUGGUUAUGUGUAUCUUCAGCUGCUUGGAAGAAUUUGCUGGUAGGCCUGUAGGUGAUUGCUUCCUCUCCUGCUGCUGCCAUGUGUAUUCUCUUCAGUGCUGGUGUCACUUCUAACCCUUUACUAGCUGACCAAGCUGAAGUUCUCAGAGCUGUUUGGCACUCUUUUGGUAGUCAUAGUAACUAGGAUUUUUUUCUACCUGCACUUUUUCUGUUUUCCACUAGAAAACCCAGCUCCAUAUCCUUGUUUGAAGCCAGUUUGCUGUUUCCAGUGUCAGCUUUUCCUCUAAGUGACUGAGGACUGUUCUUAGCGUUUGCCUUCCAGCUGAUGACUGAAAUUCUGUCAUUUCUAUGAGGGCAAACAUGCAACACAUGAGAGACUGUCCCAGGAGAUGAGAAUAAGUGGGUGUUUUUCUGAACUCAGCUCCACAUUUUUUUUUUGACUCUUCAGGAUAUGCAAACAUCUAGAGAUUCCCACAAGUAUUUCUUCAUUUGCUUAGACUUGUCCUGGUUAAAACUUAACAAGUAAAGGUGCCUUUUUUCCUGCUAUUAGUAAUUUUCCAUUAUAAGCAUACAACAAAUUAAUUGGAGAAAGUGAUUUUUUACUAGUUCUGACCUAGGCACACUGUCAUCGAAAUUGAUAGUUUCUGUUUAAAAGUGUGUAUGUAUUAGUGUGUCAGUCUGUGAGC
Pseudopodoces humilis (Tibetan ground-tit) is the source of this 2891-nucleotide messenger RNA. RefSeq names its product spindle and kinetochore associated complex subunit 3 (gene SKA3). NCBI's taxonomy places the organism in Eukaryota, Metazoa, Chordata, Aves, Passeriformes, Paridae. The record is from RefSeq and is a predicted model, not a curated record. Gene Ontology annotation, cellular component: kinetochore; spindle microtubule; outer kinetochore. Gene Ontology annotation, biological process: mitotic cell cycle; chromosome segregation.